Pisolithus orientalis is the source of this 997-nucleotide messenger RNA. Its product is annotated as terpenoid cyclases/protein prenyltransferase alpha-alpha toroid. Gene Ontology annotation, biological process: protein geranylgeranylation. Bases 58 to 867 code for a protein of 269 amino acids. Gene Ontology annotation, molecular function: CAAX-protein geranylgeranyltransferase activity. The transcript is spliced from 7 exons. The record is from RefSeq and is a predicted model, not a curated record. Gene Ontology annotation, cellular component: CAAX-protein geranylgeranyltransferase complex. NCBI's taxonomy places the organism in Eukaryota, Fungi, Basidiomycota, Agaricomycetes, Boletales, Pisolithaceae.
UCAUAACCUUCUAAGCCAGACGGUCCAGGUGGCACAGGCUUCCGUCCUGGGCCCUUCAUGAGCGUCCAUGCCGAACAUGACGACACGUAUUGCAAGUCAUCCGAAAAUGCACCCCAGAUGAUCAUGACAUAUACUGCUUUGCUGUCCCUCGCAAUUCUUAGGGAUGAUUUUUCCCGCCUAGAUCGUUCUGGCUUGAUUGCGUUUCUGAAGGCAUGUCAGAACGAGGAUGGAAGUUUCUCCUCGGAGCCUUACGGGGGUGACGCUGACUUGAGGACGACGUAUUGCGCUUUUGCCAUCAGCAGCAUGCUGAGCGACUGGUCGGGAGUGCACAUUGAUCGGGCUUUGGCCUUCGUCGCGUCAUGCAGGACUUACGAAGGAGGGUAUGGUCAAACCCCCUUUUCCGAGGCAUCAGGUGGACCUACAUAUUGCGCGCUAGCGUCAAUCUUCCUUGCGGGACAAGGCGAACAACUGUCAGAAAGUGACAAACUCCGUACCGUGCGGUGGCUGGUCGUGAACCAGGAGCCUUCUGGUGGUUUCCGAGGACGGACGUGCAAAGGCGCGGAUGCCUGUUACAGCUUUUGGUGCGGAGCCUCGAUAGCUAUUCUGGGAGCUAAGGAGUUAGUUUCUGAACUUUCCAUCGUGUCCUACAUAGCAUCAUGUCAGUUCAAGUUCGGGGGCAUUGCUAAAGUACCAGGUGACCAUCCAGAUCCAUAUCAUACGUAUUUGUCGCUGGCUGCAUCAGCUCAGUAUCCGGUUCCAGAAGUCGUUGGUGCGGACACCUGGCUUCUCCCGGCCCUGGACCCACUUCUUAACGCGACUCGGGACACGGCCGAGUGGGCCAAGAGACACAUCAGGAUCGAGAAUUAGGUCUGCUUACGCAGGCCCAGUGAGAAGUAUUUAGAAUUUCGCGAGAACACAUAGGAAGAUUGAGAACGGUUGCCUAUACUUAGAAGGGAGUUCCAAGGACGAGUGUACUGCUGCCGGUGGCACACACUGU